UGAUUCGCCCCUGGUGCUCUGACACUUUGAGCUGCACCCCCAAGACAGUGUUUGGAUUCAAACCAGAGCCAGCAUGACCAGUAACAGUAACUUGUGACUUCACAGUCAGCCACAGAAUUCUGCCAUCAUGGUUCCCCUUGGAAACCUGCGAAGAUUCUGCAGCAGGCUCACUUGGCAGCGUUUUAGAUCAGCUGAAGCAUCUUCGAUAAAUUGGCUGUCUUCAGCUGUCAGUUUAUUAGCAGCUUAUCAACUUAGUUGUCAAGAUGGGUGGCUGUUGGUCAUGUGUGGCCUGCAGGUCUCACCCAGAGGCAGAACCAAAGGAUGAAGAUGAAAAGGGGGCACUGACAGAAACCCAACCCAUGUUGCACCAUUUUCUGGGGGACUCCCCAAUGUUUUGGGGGACACUCUGGGGAAAGGGCUCAUUGAGGAACCCUCCAUGCCAGAACCCCUUCCAGCACCUCGCAUCACCAACAACAUCCUGGGCAAAGUGCUCAUUGAGGAAUCCUCCAUGCCAGAACCCCUUCUAGCACCUCACAUCACCAAUAACAUCCUGGAGGAAGAGCUCACUGAGGAACCCUCCAUGCCAGAACCUCUUCCAGCACCUCGCAUCACCAACGACAUCCUGGAGGAAGAGCUCAUUGAGGAAACCACAAUGCCAGAACCCCUUCCAACACCUUGCAUCACCAAUGACCUACUGGGGAAAGUGUUCAUUGAGGAUACCUCAGUGCCAGAUCCUUCCAUCCUCACAGACACUCCAAAGGAAGCAGCUUCUGUGCCAGAACCCUUACUAGAGCCUUCCAUUGCUGAUAAUUAUCUUCCGCAAGAAGUAGAACUCCUCAAAGGGUUACAGCAUGACUAUGUCCAGCAGCAACUGAGGGUUUGCCGCAUUUCCCAACAGUUCCCUCAUUCUCUCCGGGCCAUCAACCUGCAAAUCGGACACACGCGGACAAGGCUCAUCCGCAGUGAAGUUCGGCUGCAGCGGUGGGAAAGGGAAGAUGUUCCUGCAGGCCCUGCUGCACUUCUCCAGCCCUCUGGGUCUGAUUCAUCAUUGUCCUCUGCCUCCCUUGAGGUUGCCUCCAUCCCACCCUCCACCUCUUCCCUCCUCCUGCAUCCCUCUCCACCUCCUCCUCCUUCCCCACCUCCUCUGGAGCCGCACCUCAGCAAUGUGAAAGAAACUCUGCAGAGUUUGGUAGAUAUGCAGGUCCAUCAGCUGCGUGACCGCCAAAGAGACCUCUGCAGCUGCCAGGAAUGCUUACAAAGCCUCAAGGCACUGAGGGGACAAUUGAGGCGGCUAAGGAGUAGACUGGCCAGGGUGGAAGCCACUAUGGGGAUCGUGGUUCCUCCAAGGGAGCUGGACGUUGCUGAGGAAGAAGGGGAAGGCAAAUUAAAAGAGACAACUGUGCUACUAUUUACAUAAGUAGCAAUAAAAUGCUGUGUAUAUUUUUUAAAUUAAAUAUUUGUUUUAAUAGGAUGUAGAGAUAGAACAGCAAUAAAACUUGCAUAUUUAUUGUUUAAAAAUUAAAAUGUUUUAUUUUAAAGAAAAUACAUUUGUCUUGCUUUGAAUAUUCUUUGGGUAGAGUUGGGU
Molecule: messenger RNA, 1585 nt
Organism: Hemicordylus capensis (graceful crag lizard)
Lineage: Eukaryota; Metazoa; Chordata; Lepidosauria; Squamata; Cordylidae
Exons: 7
Coding region: 437-1417 (326 amino acids)
Source: RefSeq, a predicted model, not a curated record